Molecule: messenger RNA, 1832 nt
Organism: Solea senegalensis (Senegalese sole)
Lineage: Eukaryota; Metazoa; Chordata; Actinopteri; Pleuronectiformes; Soleidae
Gene: nck1b
Product: NCK adaptor protein 1b
Exons: 5
Coding region: 298-1479 (393 amino acids)
Biological process (GO): negative regulation of PERK-mediated unfolded protein response; positive regulation of endoplasmic reticulum stress-induced intrinsic apoptotic signaling pathway; negative regulation of endoplasmic reticulum stress-induced eIF2 alpha phosphorylation
Molecular function (GO): ephrin receptor binding
Source: RefSeq, a predicted model, not a curated record
CGUGCUGCUGAGCAAUGACAUGCUUUGGCGUAGAAAUGCUAUUCCACCGGGGCACAGCGUCUCAUCGGCUAGGCUAGCUUGUGGGAAUGGAAAAAAUAACUGGCCACUAGCCACACUGGAGUCUAGAUACCACUCGCGUGCUUUAACUCUCACUUUUGUAUGCCGCUUUCCAUACGUUACAUCUUUUUUCUCUCAAAGGAAAUAAGUGAGGUUGGCCGUCAGAAAUCAGGUCAACAGUGACGUCUCAGAGCCCUUGAAGUUCUAAGCUUUGAUGCAGUACAGUGUACCUCGUGCAAGAUGACGGAAGAGGUGAUUGUCAUCGCCAAGUUCGACUACAUGGCCCAGCAGGACCAGGAGCUGGACAUCAAGAAAAACGAGCGCCUUUGGCUCCUCGACGACUCCAAGUCCUGGUGGAGGGUCCGAAAUGCCACCAACAAAACGGGCUUUGUGCCGUCCAACUAUGUGGAGAGGAAAAACAGUGCCAGGAAAGCUUCUAUUGUCAAGAACCUCAAAGAUACACUAGGAAUUGGGAAGGUGAAGAGCAGAAAGGGAGGGAUGAGAGACACGGCGUCCAACGCCGACACAGACAUGUAUGCAGAUAACGGGGAGCGGCUGUACGACCUCAACCUGCCCGCCCUGGUGAAGUUCAACUACACGGCGGAGCGCGAGGACGAGCUCACUCUGGUGAAAGGCACGCGGGUGGUGGUGAUGGAGAAGUGCAGCGACGGCUGGUGGCGCGGCAGCUACAACGGACGGUCGGGCUGGUUUCCGUCCAACUACGUGACGGAGGACGUGGACGGGACGGCGGGGGGCGGGGGAAUGGGCGGCCUCGGCGAGCAGGGCGGGUCGCUCACGGAGAAGCUGGCGGCCGUGAUGAACAGUACCACAAACGGGAACCGGGUGCUGCACACGGUGCAGGCGCUCUACCCCUUCAGCUCGGGCAACGACGAGGAGCUGAACUUUGAGCGCGGCGAGGUGAUGGAGGUCGUGGAGAAGCCAGAGAACGACCCCGAGUGGUGGAAGUGCCGCAAAGCGGACGGACAGCUGGGCCUGGUGCCCAAGAACUACGUCACGGUGCUGGACUCCGCCUCCCACAAAUCCUCGGCGGCGCUCGCCGGGCCGCCCACGCCCGACUGUGACUACAUCUCGCCUUCAGGCAGCGGACGCUUCGCAGGGAAGGAGUGGUACUACGGGAAGGUGACGCGCCACCAAGCGGAGGUGGCCCUCAACCAGAGAGGCACAGAAGGAGACUUCCUCAUCCGAGACAGCGAGUCAUCACCAAACGACUUCUCCAUCUCCCUGAAGGCGCAGAGCAAGAAUAAGCAUUUCAAAGUGCAGCUGAAGGAAAGCCUUUACUGCAUCGGACAGCGCAAGUUCAACUCUAUGGAAGAGCUUGUGGAACACUACAAAAAAGCCCCCAUCUUCACCAGUGAGCAGGGCGACAAACUGUACCUGGUCAAGGCCUUGGCAGCUUCCUGAUCCCUCUCUGUCUCACGCACACACACACACACACACACACACACACACACACACACACACACACACACACACACACCUCUACACAACUGCAUCCAUACAGUAUAUAAACAUACCGGAACACACACUAACAUAUUAAACUCCAAGCCUGAGGACUUAACACAUCAUCAGGACUUUUUAAUGCCCGAUUUGUGAGCAUUCCAAGAGGAGGAAGCAAAGGCACGGGAGAGACUCAGAGGAACAGAGAGAGAGAGGGGGGGGAGAGAGGGAGACAAAGAGGAAAAAGACUAUGGACUCCUGAGAGUUGACUACAGACCUCUUGGUCGCCCUAUUUUAAAUUAUCCAGAUGUGUUAGG